AUGAAUGACUGGAUACAGAUUUCUUAUGGAACAUUAUAUAAAUAUGGGCAGGACCUUGUUCCUAUUACAUCAUCAUGUUUUGACGAGUAUCAUGAACUUGUUUGGACAGGAAAUGAGAAAGGAUACUUAACAUCAUAUUAUGGAUCGGGACUUGAACGAUAUACAAGUGUAAGGGCGUAUGAAGGGCCGAUAUGUUCUAUAUUAUCUAAUGAACGGGGUGUUAUAUCAUUAUCAAAUGAUAAAGUUCGAUUAAUGAACCGCCGAGGGUUAUUUAAAUGGACAUUAGAAAAUUUGAAUAUGGAUCUUCAAUGUAUGACGUUUAUCUCACGAACAUCAUCCAAUAUAUUAGUGGGUGGAUUACAACCAUCAAUGUUAACUAUUAAUAUAGAACGGGGUUCGGUUGUUGAUAAAUUGCAAUGUAAAGAAGAUAUAGUAGUCAUGAAACAUGGAAGAUAUAUUUGUUGUGGGUCUUCUAAAGGUGGAUUGAGUCUUUUAGAUCCAUCUGAUUAUAAAGAGGUUCAUUCUAUUCAAGCACAUAGUGGUACUUUUUCAGAUCUUGAUAUUCAAGGUAAUUUAAUAUUAACAUGUGGAUUUUCCCAAAGAGAUACACAUUAUGUUAUAGAUCCUCUUGUUAAGGUUUUUGAUAUUCGAACAUUACGUCCUUUGGUUCCAGUUGCUUUUCCAGCGGGUCCAGCGUAUAUAAGAAUGCACCCAAAGAUGUCAACAACGGCUUUUAUAGUAAGUCAGAAUGGGUUAUUUCAUGUUGUUGAUACGGUUAAUACUGUUAAUGUUCAAUUGCGUCAUGCAAAUUCAAAUACAUAUUUCACAUCAGUUUGUGUUUCUCAAUCCGGUGAUGCACUUGUAUUAUGUGAUGCAGAAGGCAUUUUGCAAUUGUGGAGUCAAAGACGUGCACCAAAAUUUUCAGAGUUUUCUAUUCCUUUAGAAUGGCCAAAUAUUCCUACUAAUAUUCCAGAUAUUCAAAUACAUGAUGAUACGCCCUUGAAUGUUAUUGGUAUGCCUUAUUAUAGAGAAGAGCUUUUCUCUUCUUGGCCUGCUCAUUUAGUUUAUGAUGUUGGAAAAAUACCUUGUGUAUUGAAUCCAGAUACAAUUUCAAACAUGAAAACUUUAGAAUUCGUUGGGUAUUCCGUAUAUACAGGAAAUAUGAAGAGAAAUCAGACUAGAUAUUAUGCUAGAGAUAAAGAAACAGGAACAAGAGGAUUAACAGUUCCAAAAUUUCAUAGUGAAAAAGCAAAAGAAUUAACUCUUGGUAAUAUCAAAAAAGAUUCUGCACCACUACAUUUUGAAGAUGAAAAUGAUGACUUAAAUGAACCUUCUGUCAUACCUAAAUAUUAUAAAUUAUUGGAAAUAAAAUAUUCAAAAUUUGGUGUAGAAGAUUUUGAUUUUGGAUACUAUAAUAAUACGCCAUUCUCUGGAUUAGAAAUUCAUAUUGAAAAUUCAUAUUGUAAUUCUUUGGUUCAAUUGUAUUAUUUUAUACCUUCUAUUCGUCAAUUAGCUAUAGCACAUUCUAUUUCUUCUUGUAUAAAAGAAGAUUGUCUUCUUUGUGAAAUGGGCUUUCUUUUUAAAAUGCUUUUUGAUGCAAAUGGUCAAAAUUGCCAAGCUACUAAUUUUUUACAUGUUUUAAGUACUUCUUCACAAGCUAUGUCAUUGGGUCUUAUUGUAGAUGAAUCUAUGGAGAAAAAGAUCUCUUUUUCACCUAUUAUACAAGGUUUAAACAGAUUUUUAUUGGAAAAAUUAAAUGAAGAAUCAUUGGAUAAAUGUUCAAUUGAUGAACAGAACACUAAUAAUAUUUCACCUUUAGCAGAAACUAAUGGGAUAUUUUCAAAAAUCAUUUCUUUUUGCAGUUGUGGAGUAAAUUCUAUUAGGAAUUCUAUUAUUUUUUGUAUUGAUUUUAUUUAUCCAAAGAAGACGACAUCUGAAAAGAACUUUUCAUUAGCAUCUUUUUCUUCAAUAUUAGCUGCAAGUAUAAAUCGUGAAAAACAAAAUAGAGCUUGGUGUUCUAAUUGUCAUCAAUUUCGAUUUCUUACAACUCGAAGGACAAUUAGCAGCUUUCCAUGCUAUUUAAACAUUAAUGCAAUGGCGUAUACACAAGAACAUUGGAAGUAUUGGAGUUCUAAGAACUGGCUUCCAACUAAAAUAGCUUUAAACCAUCAUUUAGGAAAAGUGAUCUGUUUUCAAGGAAAAGACAUUAAUAAAAAGACAAAUAAUGAAUUUUAUAUUUAUGAAUUAAAAGGACUUGUGGUGGAAAUAUGUUUUAAAAAUGAAUCUCAUCUUGUUUCAUUUAUUCAUGUGACAGAUGAAAAUAUAAAAUUAAAAUAUAAAACAUCAUGGUUUCUUUUUAAUGAUUUCUUAGUAAUGUCUGUUUCUGAGGAUCAAGUCUUAAAUUUUUCAAAAGUAUGGAAAGUACCAGCUAUACUAAUAUAUGAAAAAAUAGAUUAUUCACAAAGUCUUAAAAAGAUGAAACUUCCUUCACUUGAUAUAUCUAUUUUAUACAAAGAUUAUUCCAUUUCACUAAAUCGAAAUAUACAAGCAAUUCGUCAUCAGAUUCUUGAAGGAACAGAGAAAAUAGAUCAUAAUACAGUGAUUGGACUGGAUGCAGAAUUUGUAUCUAUGCAAAAAGAAGAAAUAGAUGUUCGCAGUGAUGGGACUAGAUUCAUCGUUAGACCCUCUAAGCUUUCUUUAGCAAGAGUAUCUGCUGUACGAGGGAAUGGAAAGUUAGAAAAUGUGCCAUUUAUUGAUGAUUACAUUGCUGUAAAUGAGCCAAUUGUGGAUUAUCUUACGGAAUUUUCAGGAAUUAAACAUGGAGAUUUAGAUCCAAUGAUAUCAACAUAUACUCUUGUUCCUUUGAAGAUUGCAUAUAAAAAAUUAAGAUUACUUGUGACACUUGGCUGCAAAUUUGUAGGACAUGGAUUACAGAAAGAUUUUAGAAUAAUUAAUAUACAUGUACCUAAGGAUCAAAUCAUAGAUACUGUAAAUCUUUUUUAUCUUGAGAGUCGUCAAAGAAAACUUUCAUUACGUUUUUUAGCAUGGUAUUUAUUACAAGAUUAUAUUCAACAAGAUAGCCACGAUUCAAUUGAAGACGCCAGAACUGCCUUGUUACUUUAUAAAAAAUAUGAAAUUUUUAAAAAAGAAGGAAUUUUUGAAGAAAAACUUAAAGAAAUAUAUGAUUUAGGCAAAAAAUAUGGCUAUAAACCACCUGUUUCAAGUGAAAAAAAGGCGUCAGUGUGA
Molecule: messenger RNA, 3246 nt
Organism: Pneumocystis carinii B80
Lineage: Eukaryota; Fungi; Ascomycota; Pneumocystomycetes; Pneumocystales; Pneumocystaceae
Exons: 15
Coding region: 1-3246 (1081 amino acids)
Biological process (GO): mRNA processing; nuclear-transcribed mRNA poly(A) tail shortening
Cellular component (GO): P-body; PAN complex
Molecular function (GO): poly(A)-specific ribonuclease activity; nucleic acid binding; protein binding
Source: RefSeq, a predicted model, not a curated record